This is a messenger RNA of Halichondria panicea, 5413 nucleotides long. RefSeq lists its product as uncharacterized. Bases 134 to 4216 code for a protein of 1360 amino acids. Lineage: Eukaryota; Metazoa; Porifera; Demospongiae; Suberitida; Halichondriidae. The record is from RefSeq and is a predicted model, not a curated record. Gene Ontology annotation, cellular component: cytoplasm. The transcript is spliced from 6 exons.
GGGUCUUGUAUGUGGUCAAGUAAACAAACCACAAGAUUCUCUGUUUGGACUAAACUGACUGGCAUCAAAUUUGCACUAAAGAAGCAACGCUAAUCUUGGAGCUGGCACAAGCUGGUCUAUUCCUGACAGAACCAUGAAGAUGACAUCUCAGAGACAUGCCCGUUAUCUGUCAAUUGAUCUGAAAGAUGAUGCUACCCUGGUUUUCCGUAAGCCUAGUUGGCAGCUCAGAGCUUGCCUUGCCUCUGUGUUGAUCACCCCUAUCCUCUACCAACUCUACUUCAUUAUUGUCACCAUCAGAUACAUACUCUUCUUACAAAAUUUUUCCUCUCCCCCACGUCCUGCUUGCCCUGUGGUUGACUUGAGUUGGACCGGAGUGUUUCCUUGUGAGCUGGGAUGGAGGGGGAGUGCACUGGCCGUUCUCAUUCUGUCAGCUGUGCUUAUCACCUGCUACUCACUCAUCACUGCCUGCUUGGUGAGAUGGAACCCUCGGAAACAAUGGAACUCAACCACAUCAAUUUUUGAUACUCAAAAAAAGCCGACCAAGUUCCAAGUGAGAGUUCAGAGUACUAAUCGACUGAUGUUGCCCCCCACUCUCAGUCUGUGUAUACUGUUACUGAUAUUCCGCUUACUGUUACAAUCAGGAGAUGUUGAAGCAAACCCUGGACCAACGUUUAGCACCAUUCUGACUAUCAAUGAUUUGCCAUCUGUUUACGAGAAAUUGAUAAAAGCCGCCAAAAAGUGGUUCAACCUGGGACUUAAGCUGAAAGUGAGCCCCGACACCCUCGAUAAUAUCAGUGAUGAACAUCGAGAUAAUGAAACCUGUUUACGGAAAAUGCUAGCAGCUCGCUUAAAUACUGCCACUCUCACCUAUUCUGAAAUAUGUCAGAGUCUCAGAGCACCAACAGUUAGACGAGAUGCCAUCGCUAAAGCUAUAGAGGAGGAAUGUACAGACUUAUUUUCAGAUGAUGGUACUUCACCUGGACCAUCUAAGAGGCAGAAAUUGUCCACAACGACUCCUGGACCAACCAAAUCCAAAUCCGAUAAUCGUUCCACCAUCCAACCAGAUGAAGCAAUAGGAAUUUAUCGAUCAUACUUAACUAGUAUUUACGAUACAAGAUUCCUCCCUGCUGAUGACAAAUAUCCUCUCCAGUGUGUUAAGCAUUUUGUUAAUCUAGAAUGUGCAGAUGUAAGUAAACAUUUAUCGAGAAAGAAAAUUGAAGAAUCUUGGUCAGAAAUAGUUAAAGGCAAGCUGAAUAGAUUUCCUAGGAAGUCAAUCACAUUGGACCAGAUAGCUUCCAAAGUAGAGGGCAAAUUCUCUAAACUAGUUGUCAUUAAGGGGGCUCCUGGAGGAGGUAAGACGACUUUGUCAUGGGAACUGUGCAGACGAUGGGCUAAUGGUGAAGUUUGGACAGAUUACUCCCUCGUUGUGUUGCUCCGACUUCGAGAUGAGAAUGUUCAGAAAGCUGUAGAAUUAGUUGAUCUAUUUCAAUGUGAAGAUACUGAUUAUUCCCAAAAUAUUUAUGCUAUUAUCCGAAAGAAUCAUGGGGAGGGCAUACUUUUCAUUUUGGAAGGCCUGGAUGAGUUGACACCAUCCCUUAGAGAAAAUGACUCCAUAUUUAUGAAGCUAAUAACCGGACUUCUUCUGCCAGCUAGUACCGUGCUUGUUACCACUAGGCCCUGGGCUGUAUGCGAUCUACCUGUUACUUGUAGCUCAAGAGUUGAUCAGUUCAUUGAAAUUUUAGGUUUUUCUUCCGAACAAAUUCAUGAGUACAUUGAUCUAAUGAUCAAAGAUGGGGCUCCACCAGGACUACGUCAAUACAUUGACUCUAAUCCACGUAUCUCUAGUGCAAUGUAUAACCCUCUUCAUGCCAGAAUUGUAGUUGAAGUGUACAGAGAAAACUACGAGAAUAGCGAUAGCAUAAUCCCCAACACAACAACUGAACUAUACACCGAAUACUCUCAAAUUUUGAUUAAAAGAUGUUUAGAGAGUGAUUGGAGUGGUGAGCUGAGUGAGUUACCUUCAUCACUUCAGGUACAUUUUGAUAAGCUCUGCCAAAUUGCAUACAAUGGAAUAACAAAAGAAAAACAACAAUUGGUUUUCUUCAAGGAAGAUGUUGUUGAUACUAACACACUUGGAUUCAUGAACAGUGUACAUCCUUUAUAUAAUAAACGCAACAGUUCUCCAUCUUACAAUUUCCUUCAUCUAACACUUCAAGAGUUCCUCGCUGCGUUUUACGUCUGGAAAAAUAAAACCCCACACGAGCAGUUGAUUUUGUUUGAAGAUGAUAGAUCUUACAAGAUGAUUCUAUUGUUUUUAGCUGGAUUGACUAAACUGAAUGACCCAUGGACACAGUGUGUGCUUCCAACUCCUUAUGUGUACUAUAAGAAAGGAUCGUCAAAAGCCGAGAGACUGUGUAGAUUCUCAAGUGAUCAAAUUCUGUGGAUCUAUGAAAGCCAAAAUGUGCAAGCCAUGAAGGACUUGUAUUGUAAUGUGCUGUAUGAACAACCGCUAUAUGAUCCGAGAAUUGAUCAGUUUGCACUUGGUUAUGUUGUAGCUUCUGCUCAUUUCAAAGUAACUGAAAUGAACAUGUUCAAGUUUAAUGAAAAUAAAACAAUUGGACCAUUCAAUUAUGGUGUUUUGGAUAGAUCAAUGAUAUUAGCAGGAAUCAACAAAGUGUUGCCUUCUUUUACUCUAAGUGUAAAGCGUCUGAAAAUGUCUACCACAUUCAAGAUUCCAUCUGCUUGGCAUACACUCAUUGAUAGGAUACUACCAGAAUUAGAAAGCGUCAGUAUCAGUAAUCUAAGAUCAAGAGAUAUUGGGGUUGAUUGGCCUGAUGUUCCUUGUGCAUUAAAAAUAUUUGACACUAUACAGCUAUCUCCAAACUUAAGUGUUGUAGAGCUAGAUUUUGGCAUCUCAAGAGACACUGUGAUACGAAUACUUGAUAUUUUGAAGCCAAAACACUACUUGAAAGUUUUGAAAUGUGCUCAAGUAUCGCCAGCUGAUGAAGAGUUGUUGUCUGACUUCAUUGCACAUUCUAGUAUUGAAAUGUUGGUGAUACAUUUGGCACAAGCGCCUUAUGUUAUUGAGUCACCCAUCACAGAUACUAAUAAUUGGUGUAUUUCAAUUGGAUUGAACGUGACUGAGUUAAAAAGGAAUAGCACGAAAAUUUUGCCACAUUUACUGUCUGAAUAUUCAAUUACCAAUAACAAGGCAAAAAAAACGUUUCUAACAGACAAUGUGGUUUUUUCAGAGUCUACUAUCAGAAACUUAAUUUCGAUAUUAAGCCACUGGAAACUAAGCUUACAAUAUCUGCGAUGCUCUUCCAAUGUUAAGUUGACUCCCGGACAAUCUCAGCAGCUUUUUAGUACUCUACUCAAUUGUCAGAUACUUAAAGAACUCGAUAUCGAAAGUGAAAUAAAGGGCAAAUUUGAAUAUUUCUGUAUCCCCCAGCACUUACAAUCACUGACUUUGUUUUGUCCUGAUAAUGCCUGUGAUGUUUUACGUUCUCUCAAAGACAAUCGAAUACAUUCUAUUAAAAGCUUUCAACUUACAUGUAACUUUAAUUGGAAUUUUGAUGAAGCUAUUGGUGAGUAUCUACAGACUGACACGUCUUUAGAGGAAUUGACAUUGAAGUAUAAUAUUAUUGAUUUAAAAAGUAGCCUGAGUCAUUUAGUGCAGGGACUGCAAGUUAACACAUGUCUAACUAAGCUAACUAUUUCACCUCAUAUUAUUAUUGAAAGGUACUCAUAUGAUGAUCCCAGAUUGCUUGAGCUGGCCCAAAUGUUUCAGCUUAAUACAACUCUACAAUUUAUUGAACUUGCGGUUGAUAUGCAGUUGCCAAUGCUGGAUCUACUACCUGUUUUGGAAGCAUUGAGAGAAAACAAUACAGUUAAACACCUGAUACUCCAUCUGUAUGUGCUACAAUUCACUGAUCAUGAGUCCUUCCCUAGAGGAACACCGUACACUGUUACCACUGAAGAGGCUGAAGCUGUGGGUAAUGUGUUAGCCAAGAACAAGACUCUAGAGGUGUUUCACUUCAUUGCCAAGAUCACUGAGUGCUCCCCAAUUGUCAGGGGGCUGUUGGAAAACAAAACACUGAAAGAAUUCGGCAUUUCUGGCUGGAAGACAAAAAAGAACAUUGUCACAUGUCCCGAGUACGUUGAUGUCAGACGAAGAAUUGUGUUUAUGGAGAGAGUAUUGCCUUAUUUGCCUUGAAUUGCCUUUUUAUAAUUAAAUGAGUAUGACUAUGUAGCUGUAAGGACUCUAGUCUAGUAGUGUUAAUUGUUGUGACAGUAUAAUUAUUAUGAUAUUAUCCUAUGGAUACUGAAGAUUAUCACGAGUCUGUGCCAGUAACUGCACGAGUGCCUGCAAGGCACGAGUGACAGUUACUAGGCACGGACGAGUGAUAAUCAUCAGUAUCCAUGGGAUAAUGCAUUUAUUGCUUGGCAACCAAAAUGCAAGUUGAAUCUGCGCAUGCGCAACAUGCGGUUGCUUUAUCAACCAGAAGAAUGCGUAGCAACAAAAUUGAUUUCUCCCAGUUGAAGACGAGUUUAAGAGAAAGAAAACAGCUAGAAAGAUAAAGAAAUAAGACUCUAGAACACCAAGAGAGCUUGCAGAAGGCUACUUAAAGAUUUUGUAGAGAACAGACAAGAAAAACGUUGACAACCAGCAACCCGUUUUGAAAAUGGAUAGUUCUGAAGGAUAAACAGCAUGUGCUUGCUUUCUAUCAUGCUCCAGUGUAUCAGAAGAGGAAACAUGCACCGCUAUAACUGAAGAAAAGUGUGACAACCGUUUUUGAAGCCAAAACGACUUUAUACAAGGCUGAACAGGCUUAUAUGGUGGUCCAGUACACUUCUACAUGUGCAAUACUCUGCUCAAAGCACCCACUUCCAACACUGAUGCCUGUUUGAUGCGUUAAAUAUGAACACUGACAACCUCCUGACCCUCAGCUUCACUGCAAAAAUAGCACAGAAGUGAUACAGAGCAUCAGAAAACAAGAAAAGAGACUGAUAAACAUUGCAAUGCAUGAUUAUAAGUGUGUAAACUAUGUUUUUUCUUGUUCUCUCACUGCUGAAAACGUUUUAUUCCAAAUAAGAAUCACUUCCUAGUGUGCAAUAAUACUUCCGGGUGUGCAAUAUGGAAAAAUAUCUGCACAGUCGGUGAUGAGUCGCUUCCUGUGCAAUUUGAAUGUAAAACGCUGAUGUCAGCACUUAUUAAAAAGCAAUAAAUAUAUAUAUUUUUUUGUGUACCAUUGGGCAGAGAGUAUAAACUCUAUACAAUAAUUAUACACUCCAUAAUUAUUUAUGUCUCUAAUAGCAAUUGUUUUUGAUCGUUUCGUUGAUUUGGUAAUUAAAAUCUUCUCUUCAAACAACAUAUUAAAUGACACGACUAUAAUUAUAGAUUUCAUUUUUA